Messenger RNA from [Torrubiella] hemipterigena, 462 nucleotides. The record is from the annotation of a GenBank genome assembly. Lineage: Eukaryota; Fungi; Ascomycota; Sordariomycetes; Hypocreales; Clavicipitaceae.
AUGGUUUCAUCAGAUGUCAAGUCGCGAAAGCGCGAGGAUUAUCCUUUUAUCCUGGAUUACCGAACAAGAUGGAACGAUAAUGACAUGUACGACCACAUGAACAACUCCAUCUACAACUUUCUCUUUGAUUCGGCAGUUAAUUCCUAUCUGAUUGAGUUCUGUGGCCUUGACCCGCCAACUUCAGAAGAACACCCAUUGGCAGUUCACUCUCACACAGAUUUCUUAUCGUCUAUUGCAUACCCCGCCGUGGCUGAAGUCGGAGUGCGCGUCAACAAGCUAGGAAAAUCUAGUGUCACAUACGAAGUCGCCGUCUUUGAGCGCGGUGUGCCUGGCGUCAAGGCGGUGGGAGAAUUCGUGCACGUCUUUGUAGAGCGCAAGCUCGGUCGACCCGGACCCAACGGUAUGAGCGAGGGGUUGCGUCGCAAUCUGGAGAGAAUCACCAUUGGAAAGCCCAAAAUUUAG